This is a messenger RNA of Arthroderma uncinatum, 414 nucleotides long. RefSeq lists its product as uncharacterized. The record is from RefSeq and is a predicted model, not a curated record. Bases 1 to 414 code for a protein of 137 amino acids. The transcript is spliced from 3 exons. Lineage: Eukaryota; Fungi; Ascomycota; Eurotiomycetes; Onygenales; Arthrodermataceae.
AUGCCCAAAACACUUACCCUAAUUCUCUUUGAGCAAUCCAAAUAUUUCCCCAACAAUACCGCGCACUGGGGCCUCCUUCUUCGAGAGCAUGGUUUAAAAACUGGCGAACUUUUCCAUGCCGGUAAGGGAUCACUGAUAACUGGGAUGACGAGAUUCGAGGUUAUCCCAGAUGUGGAACCGGUAAACUCCUCGUCAAUCCGAGCCUCGGUUGAAGUCGCCGCAGAGCUUCACCUUAGCAACCACGAGCUCACGGCGAUAUGCAAAGAAGUGGAAAAGGGUCGCCGUUUCGAUCUUAUUGUCAAUAACUGCCAGAGAUUCUGUGCCCAGGUUUUGGAGCGCCUCGUUGCAAACGGAACCCUUACCCAAGCCCAAUACGAUGCACUAGCUACGAAGGGAUUUCGACCCCUUGUCUAG